This is a messenger RNA of Neoarius graeffei (lesser salmon catfish), 1535 nucleotides long. RefSeq names its product UAP56-interacting factor-like. The coding region runs from base 176 to 1075 and encodes 299 amino acids. NCBI's taxonomy places the organism in Eukaryota, Metazoa, Chordata, Actinopteri, Siluriformes, Ariidae. The record is from RefSeq and is a predicted model, not a curated record. The transcript is spliced from 9 exons. Gene Ontology annotation, molecular function: mRNA binding. Gene Ontology annotation, biological process: mRNA export from nucleus.
ACGCGAACGAGUUCAGGAGGAGAAAAAAAUGCGCAUGCGCAGUAUAAUUAACUCGCGCAUAGCUAAAGCUAAAGCUAGCACAACGUUUAUGUAAGUUUACGCUGAAUUGGUUGACGCUUUUGUGACUUUUUUUUAAAUAAUUUUUCCACACAGAAAGCGAAAAUUUAACUCAACGAUGAAUAAAUCAAGCUGUAAUGCAGAAGGACCGGAUAAAGUUGACAUGUCUCUUGAUGAUAUUAUCCGGUUAAACAAGAAGCAGAAGGUGGCACUGAGGAAGCAGAGGCUCGGUGUUCGAGGUCGAUUAGCACCAGGGAGACGAACAGGAGCGCCGCUGCACCGGGGAGGAGGGGUGAAUAAGCUGUUCAGGCGGCGCGGACAGGGCGUCAUCACCGGCCUUGCAGCGAGGAAGGCAGCCCUGCUGAAAGGCGUCAGUCCGUUAAACCGACCUGCGCUGAACCGAGCCAACCUCAACAAACGCGGCCCUAACCGAGCCCCUGCAAAACGCUCCUCCGCUCUCUAUCAGAGAACGCGGCCGUUUGUUUCGCAGAGGCGGACGUACGCGCAGGCGGACCCUCGGAAAGCUCCGGGACGCAUCUCUAAUGGACCCUUCAGGCUGCGCAGGAAAUGGAACGCUCCUCCGGUGAACGAGGUGCAGAGGGAAGCCCGCCAGGCCACGUUCCUCUCCAGAAGAGGCUUAAAGGUUCGUGCGCACGUGCAGAAAUCGACACCAAUCCAAGCACCUCGGAGAACACAGAGAACCCGACCGUGGCGCACUCCUCUAAACAGCAGUGGCAUUCUCACCGUGUCGAUAGAUAACCCCGGAGCCAGAACUCAGCCUGAACCUGCCCACUCGUGGUCGCUCCACCCACCCACAGUGAUCCCGCCCAGUCAGAAGACAGCACCGGAGCCUGAGAGGAAAACGCCCAAAGGGGUGGCACUGCAGUUCGACAUCAACAGCGUGGGAAAACAGCAGACGGCCAUGACGCUUAACGAGCGCUUCCGCAUCCUGAAGCUGAAGCGCAUGGCAGCGGUGCAGCAGAACGCCAGAGGUGGCCGGUUCGUCACCGUGGGCUAGCACCCGUCUCAGAGAGCCAAUCGCAAAAGGCCGCAGAGGUCACAUGACUCCCUUGGCACCUUUGCAGCAACACACUGAAGGAUGGCUUUUCUCCUCCUCAGCUGCUCCGGCACACCAUUUGAACAGACUUUCCUGCUCCGAAGAGAGGGUUUUUUUAUUUUUGGUCCUCAAGGUCAGAAUUUGGAUGUGGUGGAAAUGCUUUCCAUAAUUUGUUUAUCCAUUUUCAGUAAUGGUUCCUCCCCCCCCCUCCAAAAAAAAGCCUAAGUUCUUGUGUUUUGCUUAUUCAUGUCUUCAACUGUUUUUUUUUUUAAAUGUUUUACAGCCUGCCAGGACUUUGGUUAGUGUGUAUUGAGGUUUUUUUUGUUUGUUUGUUUGUUUGUUUUUGAACAGUUGGGUGUUUUAAACUUUUUUUUUUUAAAUAAGAUUUCAAAAAAAUAAAAAUAAACACCUUGUGAUUAAA